Messenger RNA from Alosa sapidissima (American shad), 12674 nucleotides. RefSeq names its product A-kinase anchoring protein 13 (gene akap13b). Bases 266 to 9682 code for a protein of 3138 amino acids. The transcript is spliced from 39 exons. Gene Ontology annotation, biological process: regulation of Rho protein signal transduction; actin filament organization; cell morphogenesis. The record is from RefSeq and is a predicted model, not a curated record. Gene Ontology annotation, molecular function: MAP kinase scaffold activity; microtubule binding; guanyl-nucleotide exchange factor activity. Lineage: Eukaryota; Metazoa; Chordata; Actinopteri; Clupeiformes; Clupeidae. Gene Ontology annotation, cellular component: ruffle membrane; actin cytoskeleton.
UUCGUUGUAGAGAACCAAGUGAGCUAGCGCACCGAUCGUCGUCCACACCGGGCAACUGAAACAGGACAAGCUACACAAACAUCUUUAAGCUCUGUGGAGAUUUCUUUGAAACACUCGAGACGACGAUUGGAUAGAAAUCGGCAAAAACUUCUAGAGAAAACCACAAUGCGCGGGUGUCCUCUCUAACUUCCAUUAGUUGGAGAGGGGUAUGCUUCUUAAAGAGCAGUACACGCUGUAGACACCAAGAGUACGAGUGGCUUGGGUCAUGAAACUGAGUCCACAGCAAGCUCCGUUAUAUGGUGAGUGUGUGCUGACAGUCCAGCUGUGUGAUGAUGAGUGCGGUGAGGAAGAGGAGGAGGUGGAGUUCUAUCUGCUGUUCGCAGGCUCCACUCAGCGGCAUCUGGCUAGCACCCUCCGGAUCAGUCAGGUCACCCUGCAGGCCAUCUGUCCAGCUCAUGACUCCAGUGAGGUGGUGCAGGUGACCCUGUGUUCUGCGCGGCCGGGUGGCUCGGUGGAUGCCCUGGCUGAAGAAUGUUUCCAGUUCGUGCAGGACCUGGCCUGGGACAUGGCCCAGUUCCUGGUGAGCAGGGCUGGCGGCGGUGGUAGCGAAGGCAGCCAGGAGGGGGCGCUGUUGCUGGACGAGUGUCAGAUCCCCCUGCAGGAAUGCGAGUGGCUGGACUCCAACCUGGCGCAGGCGCUGCGGCACCUGCAGCUACCACACGGCUGGAGUGUGCUGGACACAAAGAUGGGCGCGCACGCCGACGACACUCAGGUGGACGCACCUCUGAGCAUAGACGACCGUCCUCACGUCAGCACAGGACUGGGUGGCGGGCAGCCGGACACCCUCCUGCACUUCGCGGCGCGGCGAGGUCUCCGUCAGGUGGCCCUGUUCCUGCUGGAGCAGCCGGGCGGACGGGAGGCGCUAGGACACCCCAACCAGCACGGACGCACGCCGGCACGGGAGGCCCACAAGCACGGACACACACAGCUGCAGGAGCUGCUCUCUGACCAGGAAGAGCUCUCGUCUCUCUCGUCUCUUUCGGACACACGCAAGUCCAGGGAGCGCCACGUCUACCCAGGAGGCCGAGGGUGUCUGCACCACCACCCCGAUCUCGACACCUACACGCUCACGCAGAGCGUCUGCCCGGGCAGCCCCCCUCCCACCUUACAGAGGGAGGUCCAGGACUUCCAGAGGCUCAUCCAUCGCCACCGAGAUGGAGAGGGUGACGUGGAGCUGCAGCAGCAGUUAGAGAAGCUGUAUCCUGCCACAGGAAACCGCGACGAUAGAGCCGGGAAGAGUCGAGCCAACGGCUCAUCACGCCGCACGCCCAAACGCAAGCGAGGCAAGAAGGGCCAACACAACAACAACAACAGCAGCAGCAGCAGCAGCAGCAACACAGAGACCCACAGAACCGCAGACCCGUCCCCGGGGGUCCCGAGAACCGAGUCCACGGCCAACCAUGUCAGCGUGGCGGCAGCCAGCCGCGGGCUCUGUUCAAACGGGGAACGAGCAAGGGAAGGCACAGAGGAGGAGACGAGGGCGGGACCUGACAGAGAGCCACCGUCAUCGCCACCAGCGGAGGCUGUAGAGGAGCACCGCGGCGCGGCGGAGGUCAGUAGAGAGACGGAGAGGCGGCCGCCGCAGGUGUCUGUUUCCGGGGCCAGCCCAGCAGGACAGAUAGAGGAAGCCGAGAGCGAGGAGCGCACAGUUCGACACGCGCCGCCGCCACAGCUCGCACCCGACAGGCGGUCGCCAUUGCUACCACCACCAGCAGUAGUCGCAGCAGCGGCAAAAGAGCAGCCAAAACAGGAAGAGAGAAGUGAGGGGGGAGAGGAGAGCUCAACCGCAGACUUCACCAUGGGCCAAGCCCAGACCCAGCAACCGCAGGAGGAGCAGGAGGAGCAGGAGGAGCCUGGAGGGGGGGAAACGAGAGACGGAGGGAGGGGGAACAAGGGUACAAAAGUUCCGCUCGGUCACGCGAGUGAGCCACAGACGAGCGGCGCACUCAGGACGCAGGAAGCAGAGCCGGACUCAGCCGUCGCCGACGACGACGCCAUGCAGCCGACGCCUCUCACAGCCACAGCGGUCGGCAACGGUCACCAGGAAGACCCGAGCACAUGGAGAAUCGCUUCCAGAGGAGCAGAGGACGUUCGUCUCGGUUCUCACGCCGAACGGGCGGACGGCAAGUGGCCAGAGGAAAAGGAAAUGGCCGAGGAGGAGCGGGCUGACUUGGCCGACGCUCCUGAGGAAAGCACAGAGACUCAGUUGGUGGAGAACUGGACAGACAUGGGAAAAGAGCCGACUGGAGCGGUCGAGGAAGGGGCAGAGAAGGCGAUGGAGCCCGGUGAGACAGCUGGUCAGAGGACUGAGAGAUUGGACGCACACACAGAGGACAGCGGCAGAACAGAGAGCGACACACAUGGCCGCGUCUCCGGAUCUCCUAGCGGGCAGCAGGAAACGGCCUUGACCGCCAGCCUCAGCGAGAAGCCCCUUCUCAGCACUGAACCUUCGCCUGAGAUGGGAUCGAACAGCGCAAGCCAACAUGCCAUUAGCAACCAAGGAGACACACUCAGCAACGACAAAAGCUCUCACGGACUCACAGACACACACACGGACAGAAGCCUUAAAGAAACGUUGUCCAGUCCAGUUGAGGAGCAGUUGGAUCUGUCUGUCAGUCUUGGACCCGGAAUGGCUCCUGGACCGGACCACUUGCCUGAACUGGAUGGUACCAACCGGGCUCCAGUGUCCUCACAGGUCUGUGUGAGUGGACAGGAGAGUCCGGGGAACCUUGGUAUCGCCGAGACAAGUGACGGAGACGUGUCCAGUGAGGGAACUAAUCGGAUCACGGGGACUGAAUGCGCAGAGACGACGCCCACAGAUCGAAAUGCAGACAAGGAAGAGCAGUCCAAUCACAGCCUGGAGGGGGAAGAGCAGUCCAAUCACAGCCUGGAGGGGGAAGAGCAGUCCAAUCACAGCCUGGAGGGGGAAGAGCAGUCCAAUCACAGCCUGGAUGGGGAAGAGCAGGGCUGUGAUUGGUCUGUUCCUGCACACCUCUCAGGUGAGGUGCAGGAGCUGUCGUACGCCGCAGUGGUGAAGCGGUGCUUGACGUCUGAGCAGGACGAGGGAAAGGAAGAGGGAGAGCGCGAAGAGGAAAGAAAACAACAACAACAGGACAAUGAGGAGGAGAAGUGCACAGUUCCGGAGGAAUUCCCCCUCUCGCCUGUACCCUCAGGAGAACCCGGAAAGCACUCUGAGCAGGACUCCUCGGCAGGCUCUGAGUCGCCCACACACACAGAGCCGGACGCACACACAGGUGCUGGAGCUUUCACACACACCGAGCAGGACACGCACGCAAGCGCUGGAGCUCUCACACACACGCAGCCACACACACCAGGUGCUGAACGUUUCACAGACUCUGAGCCACACACACCAGCAGGUGCUGAAUCUGACACACACACAGAGUUGGACGACAGGGUGGUCACUGAGUCACACACCGCUCCCGAGACUGACCAGAGAGCAGAGGAGGAGGUGGUUGUUUCCGCUGAAGAGGGGGAGCUGAACAGACCAGAGCAGGCGACAGAAAUCAUCGCAAGAGGAACUAGUCCUAAAGCACAUGCAGCACAGAGUCAGGGGACGGUUCCUGAAACGCUGACCGCAGAGACCGAGAAAAAAGUUCCCGAAACACACAUAGUACAGAGCGAGGGAACGGUUCCACAAAAGUAUCCGAGCGAAGGGAUGGGUUCUAUGACGGACAGAACCCAGAGCGAAGGGGGCCAUCUUGGCUCUCAGCCAGGGCAGAGUGACGAGGCUCCUCUUGAAAUUCUCCCAGUACAGAGGGAAGGGACUGAGUCUUUGGCACAGCCACUACAAAUGGACGGAGGAGCCGCCGUCUUACCGCACACACAAGAUGGAGGUACGGAAGCCCCUCGGGAACACACAGACUUGAGUUUAGCUCCGGAUGCCGAUUCUGGAGAGGAGGGGUCCAGCGAGAUGCUCUCCACUCCUCUGUGGGAAGAGGAUGAAACGGCCGCCGAGUCCCAGGUGGAGUUGCGGAGUCCAGGGAAGCGGAUGGCCGAAGAAGGACUAGGCUCAUCCGAAGACGCAGAGGGCCAUGGGUCACUCGAGUUUGGGCUCACCGAGACUCGACAGGGCUCACAGAGAACCGAAACUCUGGCCUCCUGUCGGCAUGGACAGGCGUCUUCUGAGUGUGCGUUGUGUGUGUGUGAUGAUGGACCUGUGGCCCCAGCGGAGCAGCCGUCUCCAGAGGGGUCAAGGCCAACGGAAGGUUCCAGUAUGGAAUGGGUUCAGGUUGCUACAGAGACUGCAGUCGAGGGAUGUAGUGAGGAUUCUGAGUCACUCGAUAGGAGUGAGAAGGGUAUUGAAGAUUCUAAAGGGGAGAGUGUAUGUAUGGAGGCAGACACACACACCCUUGCUGGAGGUCUGCACCCCAACCCUCCAGAAGAGGCCUCCGGAGGCACCAGGGGUCCUGCUGUAGAGCCAUGCCCAGUGGAGCUCACCCUUUCUGGGGAUGCACACACUGAGGCCCCCUGCCUCAAAGCUUCAGAGAGCAGUGUUGAGGACACCGACGCAAACACAAGCCUAAAUGAGACAAAGACUUACGCAGACACAACUGUAAAUGAGACUGAAUCUCACACACACACAUCCCAGACAGAGACAGAGAGACACACACACACAUCCCAGCGCGAGACUUGCACACACACACUCGUGAACGACUCAGAGGCACAUGCACACAAGAGCCCAAGUGACACGGACACUCACACACACUUGAUCUCGAACAAGAUGCAAACGGACACACACACGAGCCAAAGUGAUCCCCAGGCACACACACAGCUGAACCAAUGCAAAUCAGAACCAGUAGCAGACGGUGCUGACCCAGACACGGAGGCCCGAGUGGAUACUCAGGCCGACAGCUCUGUGGAUGUAGACCUUGUUCCGGAUGUCGUUGAUGAGGCGUGUCCCGACGACUCCUCCCAGGACGUCACCCAGGAGUCUCAGGACACACACCUGAGCUCGCACAGGGAGCUGGAGACACACACACUCCCACAGUCAGGAGCUCACCUGGAGACACACACCCAUCUGGACAGAGACACACUCCCGGAGUCAGGAGGUCACCUGGAGACAAGCUCCACACUAGGAGCAGAUGUAGGGGACAGAGGAUUAAUGAACACUUUAGAUGGAAGUGAGGAACCCACAUCAAUGAUGAAAACAAAUGAGAUCCACAGACAGACGGAGGUGUUUUAUGCAGUGGACUCCUGUCCAAAAACGGACUUGCAGAAUAGCAGCAAGGAACGUUCCGAUGUCCCAAUGUGUCCAGCUUCAGAGAGGGUCUCUGUUGGGUCAGAUGUCCCGAUGGACUCACUGGCAGAUGGGGACACUGUACCUAAGGUGGAAACUGUAGUUCCAGCUGUGGACAGGUGCAGUGAGGUGUCCUCGCCCACUCCCUCCCCAGAUGACCCUCCCAGCGUCCCCCGCCGUGACCCCGUGGACGUUCUCGCCAGGGCCAGCUGGAGCUCGACGGACUCGUGGCAGGGCACGGCGGGCACUGUGUCCUCACCCGUCUCCACGGAGUUAGAGGAGUCUGAGCGCAAGGACCGCGUGACUGAGGUGCCCGCCCUCUCAGCCCUGCUGCGCCCCGCCAUUCGGCCGCUCUCGCCCUUCCGCCGCCAUAGCUGGGGGCCGGGCAAAGCGCCCGCGGGCGAGCCGUCGGAGCCUAACGCCGCCCAGCGCAACAGCACUGCUGUCCGCAGUCCUGGUGGAGGCAGGGCUACAAAGACCACAGGCCACAGAAGAAGUGUGAGCUGGUGUCCUUCAGAUAUCCUCCGUCCAGCGGUGGAGGAGAUUGGGAACAGAAGCUCCAGUUUAGAGGGCCUGUCUGCGGAGCAGGAGGACACAGGUGGGGCUCUAUCCCCAGGUGUAGUGACGGAGACGGGCCGGUCCCGGGAUGCGGUGCGGGCCGACAGGGGAAGCUCUCUCGUCUCGCUGACCGAGGAGGAGCAGGAGUCAGACAUGGGAGAGUGCAGUAGCCUAGACAGCCAGAAGUCAAUCGGACUCCUCAGAGCCUUGAAGAGACCUCCUUCACACCCACUUACCAAGUCUCGCUCCCUGGUGGCUAUUAGUCCCAAAGAUCUGGACGUGAUGGGACGCGUGCGACCAAAGAGGCGAAUCUCCUUCUCCUUCAGCAUCUCUCCACUCCUCCCCAAAUCUAAAACACUCUUUUCUAUUGGCUCUUCAUCCAGCGAUGAGGAGGAGGCAGUCAGUCUGGCGUCGUUCAGCAGCGUGUCUGGAUCACUGGAGUACAGUAUCUCGGAGGAGGACCCAGGGCCCCUGCGGAGUGAUGGCGAGGGGAGACAGGGCACCAAAGUCAGUCGGACAUUCAGCUACCUCAAGAGCAAGAUGAGCAAGAAGGGCAAGGAGAAGGACAAAGAGAAGGAGCGGCUACGUGAGCGCGAGAGAGAUGCCAAAGAGAAGGAGAAAGGCUUGGUGAACGGGCACCUCUUCAGUGCCAUCGCCAACGCGCCUUCCACACUGUGCCAGUACUGCAGCAAGCCCCUCAACACUAAAGAGGCAUUAAUCUGCAACAAUUGCAGUGCACACGUCCACAAAGGCUGUCGAGAAAACCUGCCUGUGUGCGCCAAGGUCAAAAUGAAGUCAAUGACACUGCCUGAUUCUGGACCACCAUCUGGUGUCAUCAUGAGAAACAAAACCCCAGCAAUAGCCAUAUCUCGGGAUCGUCCGAAAUCAACCAUCUCCAUACCUGAUGAUCAGUUUGGUCAGAUGCCAGCUAAUCUGCCACGGAAAAGCACCAGCAGUAUCAUGUCUUUUAGUGGACACAACCCACUGUCCAAGAGUAUGUCCAUUUCCAACAUUACUGGCCCUGGGCUUGAUGACAUGCCGUUGAGGAGAAGUAUGUCCCAGUCCACAGACUCCCUGCACAAGACCAGCAAGGUCAACGAGUCAACAGAGUCUCUGACCGAUGAAGGUACGGAGAUGAUGGACGUCCAGCUGAUGUGUGAGUUCGAGCCUGACGUGCGGGAGCUAGAGGCGGACUCGUGGAGCGUAACGGUGGAUAAGAAGCAGCUGAAGCACCUCAAGAAGGACGUGGUCAAGAGACAGGACAUCAUAUACGAGCUGAUGCAGACGGAGAUGCACCAGGUGCGGACGCUGCGCAUCAUGGGGGAGGUCUACUGCAAGGGCCUGGCGGGGGAGCUGAAGCUGGAUGCGGCCGUGUUGGAGCGCCUCUUCCCCUGCCUGGACGAGCUGACCGAGCUGCACGGACGUCUGCUGGGCGCCCUGCUGGAGCGGCGGAGACAGACGCCACUCUUGCGAGACGCCACCGCUACCUCCAACGCAGCGGGAGGCUUUCUGGUGCACCGGAUUGGAGACGUGCUGGUCUCUCAGUUCUCCGGAUCCAGCGCAGAACGCAUGAAAAAGGUCUAUGGGAAGUUCUGCAGCCGCCACAACGAGGCGGUAAACUUUUACAAAGAGCUCCACGCCAAAGACAAGCGGUUCCAGGCGUUCAUUAAGAAAAAGAUGAGUAGCGCGAUCGUUCGGAGGCUGAGCAUCCCGGAGUGUAUUCUGCUGGUCACCCAGCGCAUCACCAAAUACCCCGUCCUCAUUCAGAGGAUACUGCAGCACACCAAAGACGGUGAUGAGGAGCAGGAGGAGGUGUCACGCUCGCUCCGGCUGGUGAAGGAGGUGGUCACGGCCGUGGACAACCGCGUGCACGACUACGAGCGGAAGCGUCGGCUGAAAGAUGUGUACGGCCGCACCGACAGCAAGUCCAUCAUGCGCAUGAAGAGCGGCCAGAUGUUCGCCCGCGAGGACCUGCUCAGAGGGCGCCGGCUGCUCCACGACGGCCCACUGCAGCUCAAGACCUCCGCCGGCCGGUUCAAAGAUGUCCAGGCCCUGCUGCUGUCCGACGUGUUUGUCUUCCUUCAAGAGAAAGAUCAAAAGUUCGUCUUCGCUUCACUGGACCAGCGGUCUACGGUCAUCUCCCUGCAAAAGCUGAUCGUGCGCGAGGUGGCUAACGAGGAGAAGGCCUUGUUCCUGAUCACGGCGGGCAUCGAGAGGCCAGAGAUGGUGGAGGUGUACGCCAGCUCCAAGGACGAGCGCAACACCUGGAUACAGCUCAUCCAGAACGCCAUGCAGUCCAUAGAGAAGGAUGAGGAUGAGGGCAUCCCCAGUGAGAGUGAGGAGGACAAGCGGCUGCAGGAGAACAAAGCCAAGGAGAUGCGAGAUCUCCUGCACCGGAAGGAUGAGCAGAUCCUGGGUCUGCUGGAGGAAAAGGUAAAGCUGUUCCGGGAGCUGUGCGACUGCGCCGCGCCAGAUGACCUCAUCCAUGCGCUCCGCUGCCGCAUGAUGUUCCGUGCCACGCCCAGCGAUGUCACCAAGGGCGAGCCAAUCAUGAAGGACGCUCUGAAAGAAGUGGAGACCCUGCAGGAGCUGGUGAACAGGAGUGUUGUUGGAGCUGUGGGUCAUCAGAUGUCGUCGUGUCAGGAUCCACCAGGGGGCAGUGUGGGGCCAGUCUGCCUCCCCCGACGUGCUGAGACCUUUGGGGGCUUCGAUAGCCACCAGAUGAACAUCUCCAAAAAUGGAGAGAAAGAUGAGGGUGAGGACUUACGAAGAACCGAAUCGGACAGUGUGCUGAAGAAGGGAGGCAAUGCUAACCUUCUGCUCCUACUCAAGAGGAAUAGUGAGCAGGUGCUCAACAGCGUCAUCCACCUGCACGAUCUUCUACUCGCCCUGCAGGCUGUGGUGGUCCAGCAGGACUCCUUCAUUGAGAACCAGCGGCAGGCCCUGACCCAGCGCUCCGCGUCGUUCUCCUCCACCUCCUCCGUCUGCUCCUCCUUCUCCUCGUCCUCCCGGCCGGCGGCGACGACGACGACAGUGUCGGCGGCGGUCACCCCCACCAGCAGCGGCAGCAGCCCCGGCGCUGUGGCCGAGGUGGCGGAGCAGGAGCGGGCUCUGGCGGAGGAGCGGCGGCGCUGGCAGGGCAGGUGCGAGGAGCGCGAGCGGACGCUGGCCGAACGGGAGCAGCAGGCGCGGAGGCUCGAGGGAGAGGCGGCCGCCGGCGGGCAGCGGCUAGAACAGGAGCAGAGGAUGCUCCGCGAGCGCGAGGAGGAGCUGGAGAAGGACUUCCGGCUGCUCCGCGAGCGCGAGGAGGAGGUGCACAGGGAGAGGGAGAAGCUGCGCGACGCUCAGGGCCGACUGGAGCGCGAGAGGGAGCAGCUGAAGCAGCACACACAGGAACAGCUGUGUCGGCUGCAAAGGACCCCUUCCACCACAUCGGAGGACUCUAUGAAGUUCCAGAGCUCCGGCUCGCUGGACCGAUUCCCUGUGGCCGGCGCCGGCGACCUGUCUUGCUACUCCACGUCCCCAGCCACCGGCAGCGCCGCGGCCAAGGACCUGAUGUCCAGGGUGGACUCCAAGAAGCGGAAAGGGAAGAGCCUGAACCCCUUCUCAUCUUCCUCCUCCUCCUCUUCCUCUCCCACCGUGUCGACUCCCCAGCCGAUGCCCAGCCGCCUGCUGCAGCUCACCAAGCCCAAAGACAAGAAGGAGAAGAAGAAGAAGAAGGGCAAAGGUCAGUCCUCAUCUCCCACAGACGCUUCCAGCACUGAAGCCACAGACGCCUCUGGGGAAGGACCGGUUUUCUACUGCUGAAGUCCUUCACUCUCAUCCAGGUCCUCCAGUAUCCCACAAGCCCCCUCUCUCAGGAUCAGCCUUGCAAGACCCCACCCCCAAUACAGCACCUAAAUGUGUGGGAUUCCAGGCUGUGUUCUGCCAAAGGAUUCCCACAUCUGUCAGUGCACUAAACUCAAGACAACCACACACACACACACACACACACACACACACACACACACACACACACACAUCCAGAUGCAGCCUGACACACCCACUCUGGACCCUUUGAGAGUGUACUGAUGAAGUGUGUGGUGAGCUGGUUGCUUGGUGAUGUGGAUUGGAUUUGUUUGGACUUGACUUGGCGACAUGCCGCUGUAUGUUUAAGAGGGACUUGAGAGGAGUGGUCAUCAUGGUCAUCUUCAUCCCGAGGAAGAGGAUGAAGACCAUGCAAAGACUACAAAAGGACACCUCUGUCAUGAGGAGGAGAAAGAGACUUGCACCACCUGAGAGCAUGAUGUGGAAGAGACUGAUGUGUCAUCAGAGAGGCUCUCAGCCCCAUAUGGUGGCCAUGUUGUUUUUGUGUGAGACCCUCUGAGAGUGAUUAGAGGUCUCAGAGGACAUUAAGGGCUUAUUAGACCGAGGGGGGGGAGAAUGGCCCCGCAAGGGAUGUCGUGAGCGUGGAAUGGAGGGGGGGCGGAAGACGUCUCCAGGGUGCAGGUGUGGGAGAAUGGCCCCGCAAGGGAUGUCGUGAGCGUGGAAUGGAAUGGAUGCAUGGCACAAUUUGAACUCCUGUGUUUGCUUGAGAUGGGAGAGGAAGCUGAAGAAUGCAAUGUUGAAAUGGGCCAUCGGGUGGCCAAUCACACACACAUACAUACAAACACACAUGCAUUUGCUUAGACAUACACACACAAUUGGAAGAGACAGGAACAGACAGGUAGAUUACCAAAAUUAAGUAUGUGACAAUUACACAUUUAUAAAGGAAGAGAUUGUAAAAGGAUAGAAAGUGAGAUUGAAAAUAGGAAGUGAGUUAGGAUGAAAAAGUUUGGGAGAAAAGGAAUGCACACACACACACACACACACACACACACACACACACACACACACACACACAGAGUAAUGAGUGCCGUCUUCAGCUAUGCUUUAGUUUAUAUUCCCCUCCCUAUUUUGGAAAGCCACCAGUCCUUUUAGCCUUAUUUUACCCUAACUGCCAGCCUUAAUGCAGUUUUUCAACACGUUUUGAGCACUUUAUUAGCACACAGUUUCAAAUGAAAACUGUCCUCUUGGAGUCGGAGACCAUCCAUCAGCUCCACUAGGUUUGUGUUGUCAAAUCAAAAAUCUAUCAAGGAGACAAUUAUGACUUUGAGACCGAGUUAUUGUAUUUUUUGUUUUUGUUUGAAAUCAUGUAAUUUGUAACAUGAACAGUUUGAAUGGUAUGCGGAGCUAGCUUCCACAUAUUAAAUAAUAUCCCAAAGGUCUAACUCUGGUACUGUCUCUGCAGGAUAUGUGUGUUCACGUGAGUGUGUUUUCAUUGAGGUGCUAUCAGAUUAGGACAUAUCUGCAAUGCAAGGAGUUAUUGCAUCACAACGCUCUCCUGUACAGAGAGAUGCAGAGGUGCAAUUAUGUUGAUUUGCAUAUCAAACCAAAGACCCAUGAACAGACACAAGUGGUUCUGUGUCCAGUUCUGUGUGCCCCUUUUGACCUGUGCUCAGACCCUCACACUUCUAUGACCUUUUACCCCGAGCGGUCUUUAAACCGCACAUAUCCCAUGAUUCCCCUGCCUGCCGGUCAGGCCAUGCCCAGCUUGAGAAUGUUGAGCCCACUGCACAUGCUCAGAUGCAGAUGUGGGGAAAUGUGCUAAACUGCUUUAUCCAUCUCUUUAAUUCCUUUCUCUCUUCAGGUCAUUAUUUUAAUUUACUUAACAUUUUUCAUUUUUUUUUUUUUUUUUUAACUGCAUGUGUGGAGAGGCAAUGCCCCGCAGUACUGCAGGGAUCUGUACUGGGACCCUGUAUGGAUUUAUUUCCUUUCUGUCAGGGAGGCAGACUGUGAUUCAUUAGAGGCUGGACCCCCAGGGUUCCAUGAUGGGGGGGGGGGGGGGGGGGGAUUCGAUGUGGGUGGGAGUUGGUGGGCAGAAAUGAAGCCAUCCACUGGAGCACAGCCUCAGCAGCAGAUCCAGGAUCAGACGGAUGGUUACAGGGGAGGCAGUCAAAAUAGCAGGGCAGGGGCACGUGCAGUUUUGUCAUUUCACCAACAGAGGGAGCUGCAGAAGUCUGUCUCCAACCAUCAAUGUUGUGAGCACAUCUAAAGAUGGUGAGAAAGAGAAAUGCUGAAAGAGAAGAUAGAAUGCAUGAAGGGGGGAAAAAACAGAAAGAUUGUCAUUAUCUGAAAGGGAAAAAUCUUCCUUUUUGGUAAUGUUUACUCAAUUCAAUUCUUUUUUUUUUUAAUCCCCGGGAUUUAUGGGAAUCUUGGCAUUCCUGGCCUCUGGAUGAUCGGAAACUCAAAUGUUGAGUUUAAAUCCACCUUCACCUCUUCCUGUUUGCCUUAGAGAUGGAAUGUUUGCCAUAAUGCUUUCUUUAUUUAAGAAUCUGCCUUUUCAACCAGCUUGAAUAAUUAGGGCCUGGAUACUCGAAGAAAAUGAACCUGAAUGAAUAAAAGUCAAGCACAGUGAAAUUUCUCCUAGAAAAAAUUAAUGCAAAAUAUUGAGUGCACUAUUGUUCUAUAUGUCACAUUGUGUGGGGUUGAGAAAUUGAACCUUUGUGUCACAAUUUGAAAUGAUUGUUACUAAACACAAAGCAAAAAGGUACAGGUUCAUCCUAUUUGUUUUUCUUUUGUUUUUGUACAAAAAAAGGGCAAAAAGUACUUUUGUAAAUAGUUGUUAUGUAAAAAAUAAAUUAUGAAGUAUGAAAUAUGGAUUUUUUUUGUUGGUGUUUUUGAUUUAAGCUUUUUGUAACAAGGCUUUAUUUAUCUGUGUCAUUUUCUGGACUGUACAUUCGAACAAACCAAACCACCUUAAUAAAUAACAUUUACUGUA